This is a messenger RNA of Lolium rigidum, 1086 nucleotides long. Its product is annotated as glycosyltransferase BC10-like. Gene Ontology annotation, cellular component: membrane. The coding region runs from base 1 to 888 and encodes 295 amino acids. Lineage: Eukaryota; Viridiplantae; Streptophyta; Magnoliopsida; Poales; Poaceae. The record is from RefSeq and is a predicted model, not a curated record. The transcript has 2 exons. Gene Ontology annotation, molecular function: glycosyltransferase activity.
AUGAGCUCGGCCGACGAGUUCAUCGACGUCGAUCUAUCUGAUCCAUCGAGCUCAGAUGAUUCCGACCUCGAUGAGCUGCUCCACGACGAUGACGUGGAGGCCACCAUCAUCCUUCUCUCCAUCAGGGAGCUGGAGCACCACGUGCAGCUGCUGAAUCGGAGGCGCGGCUCGGUGAUUGGCCGAAACCACAUCCAACGGAAUCGCCUCCUUGGCCACGAGCAACUGACGGAGGACUACUUCGCCAAGGAGGUGAGAUGGGGCCACAUCAGCAUGGUGGAAGCCGAGCGUCGCCUCCUGGCGCACGCCCUCCUGGACCACUCCAACGCCCGCUUCCUCCUGCUCUCGGAGUCGCACGUCCCGCUCUUCGACUUCCCCACGGUCUACUCCUACCUCGUCAACUCCACCAAGGUAUUCGUGGAGUCCUACGACGAGCUCGGCGGGACCGGCCGCGGGCGGUACAAGCGCGGCAUGGCCCCCGCCGUGGCCGCCUGGCAGUGGCGCAAGGGCUCGCAGUGGUUCGAGCUGGACCGCGCCCUCGCCGCCGCCGUCGUCGCCGACGCCGUCUACUUCCCGGUGUUCAGGAGGCACUGCACGCGCAACUGCUACGCCGACGAGCACUACCUGCCGACGUUCCUCCACAUCCGCCACCGGGGGGCCGCAGCCAAGCGGAGCGUCACGUGGGUCGACUGGUCACACGGCGGGCCGCACCCGUCGCGGUUCACCAGGAUGGAGGUCACGGUGGACUUCCUGCGAUGGCUCCGAGGCGGGACGACCUGCGAAUACAACGGGAGGACCACCACCGUCUGCUUCCUCUUCGCCAGGAAGUUCCUGCCCAACUCGCUCACCCGCUUCCUCAGAUUCGCGCCAAAGCUCAUGGGCUUCGGCUGAAUUGGAGGACCUAUACAUAUGACCGCCCAAUUUUCUUUGCUUUAGGGUACAAUACAAAGAUACAUACAUCGUCACACGAUUCUUUGGUUCAUGUUCACCGGCUCCUUUUUUCUUCAUAGAUUUCCUUCUGUAAUGACCAAUAUAUGUACUCUAGCAAAUGCAAGAGCAUAAGAAAGAGAAGAAGAAUUUGUUAAUCAA